Acanthisitta chloris (rifleman) is the source of this 715-nucleotide messenger RNA. Its product is annotated as integrator complex subunit 3-like. The coding region runs from base 95 to 616 and encodes 173 amino acids. Gene Ontology annotation, cellular component: cytoplasm. The transcript has 5 exons. The record is from RefSeq and is a predicted model, not a curated record. NCBI's taxonomy places the organism in Eukaryota, Metazoa, Chordata, Aves, Passeriformes, Acanthisittidae.
CCCUGGUGGCUGUGGCUCCGGGCUGUGAUUCCCUGAGGCUGGAGCUGUGAUUCCCUGCAGGGAGUGGGUGCUCAAGAGCAGUCUCCUGAUCGCCAUGGCUGUCUACACCUACCUGCGGCUCAUCGUGGACCACCAUGGCACCUCCCAGCUCCAGGUGCUGCGGCAGAAGGAGGUGGAUUUCUGCAUCUCCCUACUCCGGGAGAGGUUCAUGGACUGUUUCAUGAUCGGGCGGGACCUGGUGCGGCUGCUGCAGAACGUGGCGCGGAUCCCGGAGUUCGAGCAGCUCUGGAAGGACAUCCUGCACAACCCGCAGGUGCUGAGCACACAGUUCACAGGUGUCCUGCAGCUCCUCCAGUCCAGAACUUCCCGCAAGUUCCUGGCGUGUCGCCUCACUCCUGACAUGGAGACCAAACUGCUCUUCAUGACCUCCCGGGUACGUUUUGGGCAGCAGAAGAGGUACCAGGAUUGGUUCCAGCGUCAGUACCUGUCCACCCCCGACAGCCAAUCGCUGCGCUGUGUGACCCCAUCCUCUACAUCUGCGGCGUCGGCCACCCGUCCAACGAGGUGCUCAGCUCCGACAUCCUCCCGCGCUGGGCCAUCAUCGGCUGGUUGCUGACCACCUGCACGUCCAACGUUGCUGCUUCCAACGCCAAACUGGCUCUGUUCUAUGACUGGCUCUUCUUCAACCCUGAGAAGGACAGCAUCAUGAACAUAG